AUGCAAUUUUUUUAGAAAAGAUUUGAAUUUUCUUCUUUAUGUGCCUUUUGUCUGGUUUGAGUAAUUAAUUAGUAGGCCACUAUAUAUGCUGGUGGACUAGAAGCUCUAACUGUGCGAUUACAGGAAUCAAAUGAGUUUCUUGCUGGAGGAAAGGGGUAUAUUCAUCUUAAAAAAGUGGAAAAGAAGCUAAGAAUGAGACAGCAGUAUAUGGUGUCACAAGUUGCAUUGCUCUAUCCUGUAAAAAUCUCUGCAGGAGCUACACAGGACCAGGAGCUUGAAUCAUUUCCUAACAGUAGCAAAUUAGGGCUUUCUGCUGGAUCUAAGCCUGUGAAUCAUGGAUUUUUGACAAUUUUGGGUCUGCAGUUGACAAUGAUUCCUUUUAAAACGAUGUCUCUUUUCUCAGACAAGAAAGAGGCUCAGAAGACUUCAAGUGCUCUGGGAUAUGUUGGUCAUGCUGUUCUACUUAUAGCUUCGUACUUGAAAGUUCCACUACCGCGCUUUGGUGGCUCUCGUUCAUAUAUUACUGAGACAUUGUAUUGA
This is a messenger RNA of Humulus lupulus (European hop), 540 nucleotides long. Its product is annotated as vacuolar protein sorting 38-like. Gene Ontology annotation, cellular component: lytic vacuole; endosome. Gene Ontology annotation, biological process: SNARE complex assembly. NCBI's taxonomy places the organism in Eukaryota, Viridiplantae, Streptophyta, Magnoliopsida, Rosales, Cannabaceae. The record is from RefSeq and is a predicted model, not a curated record. The coding region runs from base 193 to 540 and encodes 115 amino acids. Gene Ontology annotation, molecular function: SNARE binding. The transcript has 3 exons.